Messenger RNA from Rhipicephalus sanguineus (brown dog tick), 2686 nucleotides. RefSeq lists its product as uncharacterized. Lineage: Eukaryota; Metazoa; Arthropoda; Arachnida; Ixodida; Ixodidae. Gene Ontology annotation, molecular function: serine-type endopeptidase inhibitor activity. Bases 107 to 2590 code for a protein of 827 amino acids. The transcript is spliced from 19 exons. The record is from RefSeq and is a predicted model, not a curated record.
UCAACAACUGGGAGGCCAGACAACAACCGGGACCCACGUUUCCAGCGCAGCUGGAAGUAUUAGCGCAGGUCAAGUGUCUACAUCACAGUCGAGUGCUAAUGGAACUAUGGUCACUCAAGUAACAAAUGCUGGUGCAGGGCAAAAAGAAUCGCAGAAACAAACGGGGAUCAUCCAACAAGGUUCCAGCCAGACAGGAAAUCAAGGCACUUCGGGUGGGCCAGAAAAGCCUCGUCCUGAGCUUAAAUUACCAACUAUAAAAGUAUCGAAAGUUACACCUCCUCCAAUGGAUGACGAGUGCAAAGUGACACUCCCUUACGAACCAACACGAAAGUGCCGGCGUCCAAGAUGGUAUUACGAUAGUAAGAAGCAAGCCUGCCGUCCAAGCUGCAAUAAAACAGCACCCUUUUAUAACAAUAUAGCCUGCGAUGGAGUGUGCCGAACUGUGGAAGCUUGCGACUUUCCAAUGGCAAGCAUCCCUUGCUUCUUCCGUAAGGUGCACGUUGUAUACAUUUAUAAUCAGUGGAGGAAGAAAUGCAUGAAAGGAUACGAUUGUUCCUACUUCGGAAAUAAAUUCCCAACUUUAAGAGAAUGUAAACAAACUUGCAAACUCUAUGAAGAUCGUCGCAAUGUGGAGAAGACCACGCAGAGCAGCUCUCAAAUCUCCACAAAAAGAAACAAGAUACUUUCAACUAUGACUCUACAACAAAAGAUGUCGCAAUCAGCCAUAUCUUCCGAGAAAGGGUCUUUAAGUUCUCAAACAAGCCAGGGUCAAGAAUCGACAAGGUCUAUAUCAAGCGGCACCCAAUUAUCCCACUCUGUGGGCCACUCAGCGACACAACAAAAUUCGGAUACCCAUUCCGGCGUUCAAAUCACGGGACAAGGACAGGCAAGUUCUACGUCGAUCAGCUCCCAUGUUUCCGGCCAGAUAAGCAAAUUGGAUUCGACCGGAAGCGAACAAGGUGGUCAGUUGGUUUCAGGGAUGGCUGGAGGCUCGGGCCUUACAGAGAAUCACAUAGUAGUGGGUGGAUCCCAACAUCAGACAAUAUCUGGAGCUGCCGUAGGCUCUCAACAGUCCAGGGAGGGAGAGACUACCAUUUCAAGUGGUCAGCACAUCUCGUCGCAAACAGGAGCAGGUCAGCGGAACACAAUCCUUGGCACAACUGGUAGCUCUGAAAAUUCCAUCCACACUAACUAUAAUGGUUUAACUGGGAGUGGCCAACACGGCUCGACUGUCUCAGGAUCGUCUUCUCACUCUGUCCUUGUAGGACAUGAAGUUGUUACAGGUGGGCAACAUCAAACAACUACUUCUGGAGCAGGUAGCUGGCACACGUCCAGCCAUAUAAGUGGCUCUGAUACAUCUGUGAGUCAUCAGACUGGUUCGUCGUCCUCAGUAGUAUCUGCCAGCUCCAGCACUCAUGGACAGCUACAAGAAACAGUGGAAACAUGUGGGGCACCGUUGAAAACUGCCCUCUGUAUGUUUGACGUAUACGCUAUGUACGCCUACGACGCCUACUCAGGAACUUGCUUCAUGUUAUACGACUGUUCUCUACACGGAAAUAAGUUCCCUACCAUACAAACAUGCAGGCACGCUUGCGUACGAGGUGCACCAGCGCUGCCGGGAGGCGCACGAGUGUCUGUUUCACAAGGAAAGUGGAACGCUUCUACUCAACAACGAGGACAGCAAUCAUUCACAGGUGCCACAGAAGCUGGAAAGCAGGUUUCCAGUCAGGGACAAAUUAGCGCCAGUCAAAUGAUCACGCGUCAGUCGACAGUUGGUGGAGGAGUUUCAGAGACCGAGAUGACAGCACAAGAGAAACGUGAAAUGGAUAAAGCAGCAGCGAUCGACGAAGAAUGGUUCAACCAACAAGGCAAAUUGAGCACAUUGGAGGAACAACAGCAGUUUCUUCAGAAAAUGAAACUGCCCUCUGUAAAGGUGUCAAAACCUAAACCACUCCCAAUAGAUCCGGAAUGCCUCAUCACAGCACCGCCGGCAGGAAAGCGCCGUUGUCGCCGAAGGUGGUACUACAACAAAAAUACCAAGACGUGCCUUCCGAGCUGCAGUAAAAAUGCACCGUUCUCAAACAAUAUAGCCUGCGAUGGAGUGUGCCGAACCUUGGAAGCCUGCGAUUUUCCAAAGGCAAGCCUGUUUUGCUUCUUCAGAAAGGCGUACCCAGUGUAUAUCUACGAUCGGAACUCGAAACAAUGCUACCAGGGAUACGACUGUUCUAACUUCGGAAAUAAAUUUCCUACUUUAAAAGAGUGUCAAAGUACUUGUCGCCUUUAUGAAGAAAAACAGCAGAAAAUGGCUGCAAGAAAUACGACUGAAAUUUCCAUUAAACAACAGAAGAUGAUGGAUGCUAUGAAUCACCAGCAGUCAGUGUUGCGAUCAAGCACGUCAUCUGCACAAAGCUCUCUUGGUUCGCAAACGGCCACAGGAAUACCAACGCCUGUGCAAGCGGGGGCCACUGGUGGCGGCGACUUUCCAGCUCAUGUUCCAGCCAUCCCGGCAGAGAACAACAAUCUACCUACUUCUGGUAACAGCGCUUCACUAGGACAAGCAACGGGCACCGUGAAGACGGUUAAAAAAUAAUAAUCCUUCUAUUAUUUUGAAAAUUUGUUUUGAACCGAGAUAUACGUGUAAUCUCUUCAAAACGCAUAUCUCAAAAUAAACUUAUUAAUACUUUGC